AAAAUUAUGAAGAAAAUACUAAAAGUACAAACUUAGCUAUUGAGUCUGAAAAUGCUAUAACAAAAAGUGCUAUAGCAGAUAGACUUUAUUUAGAUAUAGAAUUAAAGCUAUUUCUUUUUAAUAAUACUAGUUUUAAUAAAGCACAUGAGUUUGUAGAGGUAGAAGAAGAAGAAAAAAUUAAUAUUUUAAAAAAA
Messenger RNA from Scutellospora calospora, 194 nucleotides. The record is from the annotation of a GenBank genome assembly. Lineage: Eukaryota; Fungi; Glomeromycota; Glomeromycetes; Diversisporales; Gigasporaceae.